AUGUCGUCCACUUCCGCACCGAAGUCGAGCCUCGCGUCCGACACUACACCCACCCAGGGUGCCAACGAAACCGCGCCAAAGGUGUUUGACAAGGAGGGCGCUAUUGGUCACCAGUUCACAGAGAAGGGUAUGCUUGGUAGUAUGGCGCAGAAGGUGGGUGGCCCUCUCGACAAGGAGGGAAUGAUUGGCAAGCAGUUUACGACUGAGGGUGCUAUGGGCGGCACGGCUCAAAACAUGAUGGGUGGUCAGAAGCCUGCGUGA
Trichoderma citrinoviride is the source of this 261-nucleotide messenger RNA. RefSeq lists its product as hypothetical. Lineage: Eukaryota; Fungi; Ascomycota; Sordariomycetes; Hypocreales; Hypocreaceae. Bases 1 to 261 code for a protein of 86 amino acids. The record is from RefSeq and is a predicted model, not a curated record. The transcript is spliced from 2 exons.